Molecule: messenger RNA, 4929 nt
Organism: Neolamprologus brichardi
Lineage: Eukaryota; Metazoa; Chordata; Actinopteri; Cichliformes; Cichlidae
Gene: ubp1
Product: upstream binding protein 1
Biological process (GO): regulation of transcription by RNA polymerase II
Cellular component (GO): nucleus
Molecular function (GO): DNA-binding transcription activator activity, RNA polymerase II-specific; RNA polymerase II cis-regulatory region sequence-specific DNA binding
Source: RefSeq, a predicted model, not a curated record
GUGAAAAGGUCAGCGCCCUGUCGCUGUAUUUGCAUCAGAGAUAUAACAUUAUUUUUAUGUGACACUGAGGGGUGUUUGCAUGCCCACAGGGUUCAUAUUUGUUGACAGUAACGACUUUUUGUAGAUAUGUGUUAUAGUUUCGGGGAGGCAGAGCGCAACUAUAGUUGGACACAAUGACGGAAGCUCGAAGGUUGCUGAUUGGCUAAUAAUUCUGCGCUGGGCACAGAGGGUGGCCUCUGAUUGGCUGGACUCAGUCUUUGGCAUCCUUCCCGAGGCUGGUGGUGGCAGCCCUGCGGGCUUCAGAGACCGACAGUCUGUGUGCUGAGGGAGCCAUGUUGAUGCUCGGUUUUGUGUCAAACGCUUCAUUUUGGAUGGUUAACGGACUGCGUGUUAAAAAUAAGGAGCCCCGGCGGUGAUUCCAGCCCCGCGAUGAGAAGAGGAGCGCGGAGUGGGAUGGUAGAGGGAGCGCCAGAGGAGAGCCGCUCUUAGGUCACCGGACGUAGUUGAAAGCAAGUGAAGUUGAUGCUAGUUAGCUUCAUAGCGCGGUAGCAACAGCUGGUGCGGGGCGCUGCGUGGGAUGCGGUGUGUGGAUUAAAACGAUAUUUUUCCUCCCUCUGCUUGUGUCGUUCUGCUGAACAAACGUCGGUCGGACUGUAUGAAGACUCGAUACUUGAAACAACAAAGGCGCUGCUGAAUUCAGGCUAGCUUGCUUAAGCUUCCUUUUCAAAGCUAGCUGUUAGCUAACAUUAGCAUGCUGACAGUCAGCUCGGAUCUUCAGUCACGACUAACUAUUUACUCGCUGAGUGGGUUCUAGGUUACUUUCAGGCAGUCUGCCUGUCUUGGAGCAUCCCUUUGUGCGAAAAUAAACUCUCAGAACUCGAGUGGAGAUAUGGCAAUGCAUCCAGUCUCUGUGGAAAGCUACCGGUUCGCCUGCCCAGCUUGCCAGGGAGCGGCUAGCGGGCUAGCAGCAUAACUUUCCUCUCACGGGUGUCAUUCAGAAGCUGCAGAGCUCACUUCCUCUAUAAGCCGACCUCUCGUACCUGAAGCAAGCUGGCGGCCAUCCGAGUAGAAGCCGAGGACAAGGAGCUGGGGCCGAUGGCCUGGGUGCUGAAGAUGGACGACGCCACCAUCGAGUCGGGGCUGGUUCACGACUUCGACGCCAGCCUGUCCGGCAUCGGGCAGGAGCUGGGCGCUGGAGCCUACAGCAUGAGUGAUGUGCUGGCUCUGCCAAUCUUUAAGCAGGAGGACUCCAGCCUCCCUCCUGAAAAUGAGACCAAAAAUCCCCCAUUCCAGUAUGUGCUGUGCACCGCCACCUCGCCCGCUGUCAAGCUGCAUGACGAAACGCUCACAUACCUAAACCAAGGCCAGUCUUAUGAGGUGCGUAUGUUGGACAACAGGAAGCCGGGGGAGUUACCGGAGCUCAACAACAAAAUGGUGAAGAGCAUAGUGCGAGUGGUGUUUCACGACCGUCGGCUGCAGUACACAGAGCACCAGCAGCUGGAGGGAUGGAAGUGGAACCGUCCUGGCGACCGUCUCCUUGACAUCGAUAUCCCCAUGUCAGUGGGCAUUGUGGAGCCAAAGACUCACCCCUCCCAGCUGAAUGCUGCAGAGUUUCUGUGGGACUUGAACAAAAGAACUUCUGUGUUUGUGCAGGUGCACUGCAUUAGCACAGAGUUCACUCCCAGGAAGCACGGUGGAGAGAAGGGCGUCCCCUUCAGGAUCCAGAUCGACACGUUCGCCCUCGGAGACGGCGGAGACUACACGGAGCACCUCCACUCUGCCUCCUGCCAAAUUAAAGUCUUCAAGCCAAAGGGGGCAGAUCGCAAGCAAAAGACUGACAGGGAGAAGAUGGAGAAACGCACAGCUCAAGAGAAGGAAAAGUACCAGCCUUCUUACGAUACCACUAUCCUGUCAGAGACGAGGCUUGAGCCCAUCAUAGAGGAUGCGGGCGACCAUGAGCUGAAAAAGUCCAGCAAGCGGACACUUCCCGCUGAUUGUGGCGACUCCUUGGCCAAAAGAGGCAGUUGCUCUCCUUGGCCAGACAACGCCUACACCAGCACCAACCAGGCAGCUACUCUCUCCUUCGCCUCCACCCCACUGUCGACCUACACGACCUCCUCAGUACUGGACAGUGACUCGUCCUCACCCAAUCACCAGGCAGACCCUGGCAGCCAUGGCAACUCGGAGCAGUUGAGCCCCACUGCCUCCAUACAGGACACACAAAAGUGGCUGCUGAAAAAUCGCUUCAGCUCCUACACACGGCUCUUCUCUAACUUCUCAGGUUCUGAUUUGUUAAAGCUAACCCGGGACGAUCUAGUCCAGAUUUGUGGGCCAGCAGAUGGGAUCAGGCUCUUCAAUGCACUCAAAUCCAGGUCAGUGCGUCCCAGGCUGACAGUAUAUGUCUGUAAGGAGUCCCUUGAAGAGAGCCCCCUGCUGGACAGACACAGCACUAACGAAAAUGGAGAACACUGUCUCUCCUCUGGUUUACACGUGUACCAUGCUCUGUAUCUAGAGGAGCUCACAGCUGCAGAACUCAUCCGCAAGAUGGCGUGCGUGUGCAGCAUUCCACUGGGAACGAUCAACCAAGUGUACCGACAGGGUCCUACAGGCAUACACAUCUUGCUAAGCGACCAGAUGGUUUACAACUUCCCUGACGAGAGCUGUUUUUUAAUCAGCACUGUCAAAGAUGAGUCGGGCGAAGGACUCCAUCUAAUCUUGAAGUAGUGAGGAGGACAGAUGGCAUCACUAAUUCUCCACCCUCUGUUUUGGAGCUGAAGCCUCCCUCUGUCCAUCCCUCUGCCUGCCUCUACUCUUUCCCUCUUCUUCCUCCCUGUCUCUCUAAGCGAUAGCUCGACGGGAAGCAGACAGACUGCGCUAAAGCCAUGUAAAUGUUAGAAUCUGACAUGGGUGUGUCCACUGUUUCAUAUUGAAAACAUUAUUAACGAAGGAGAUUUAGUUCAAAGAAGAGAGACCGGUGGGAUGUGGGAUAAAGGGGGGAAAGUUAGCAAUGUUCUAUGUAUUUUUAUUUUAUUUUUUUAUUUUAUUUUUCUGUCUUUUGUAUGGUUUUUGUGUGGAGAUCGGAGGGUGGCGGCUCCGGGAGAGGAGUGGGGGUCGGCAGGAGAAGGAAAGCGUUUCCUUAUUGCUCGUUGCCCUUCCUUCACAACGCACACAACCAGCACUAGGCCAGUAUUUGGUAACCUGUACUGCUGAACAGCAUGCGAUCUCAUACUAACUCGCUUAAAGGAGAAUCCCACCGUGCCCUGCUUGUUUAACAUUCUCGAUGGGUUUGUCUUAAUAAACCAUUAAUUAACCAACCACGUAUUGAUCAGCCAAGCUUGGUAACCCCGGAAAGAAACGGGCGUUUUGUAAAUGUUUUUUGUUUUUCUUUGACUUUGUCAGACUGACUGCUUUCAUUAACUCUCGUCUCGCGAAGUCGUCCUCAGUGAUUUACAGCCAUAUCUCUGUGCUGACGCGACGUCACGCCCAGCUUUCCCGAUGCACGUCCUGUUUAUUCUGAGCUUUUACUCAUUUUACUUCGUGCUUUAUUUAUGGAUCAGCCGUUUUUUUUCAUUGAAUUUACGUGUUUCUGGUGCCAUACUGGCUUUUUUUUUUAAUGGAGCGAUCUUUAACUCACAUUUACACACACACACACAGCGCAUACACUUCAUAUUUGACUCCUCUGCUUUGUGUACUGACUUUGAAACACUCGUUCAGAGACAUGUGAUUCUCGGCCGUUUGUGUGCAAGAAGGAAAAACAAAACAAAAGGACGAAACCUCUUAAGAAAACAGUCAGCCUAUCCUAAAACCUCCUAUCACGGGGACCAAACAGGCUUUUAGAUUCAUAGGCUUUUUUUCUUUCUUUCUGCCUGACUCUGGACACCUUAGAAGCAUUAAGAGACGAUUAAGUCAAAUUUAGCAGCAUUGCUUGUGUGCAAAAGUAAUAAACCCUCUGUUCCAGGAUCUGCUUUGCAAAGAAAAAACACCAACCACCCGAUAUCUCAUGGUUUCAAUAGUCUUAUUUCUGGAGAGUAGAAAACCUUCACAGCACCACAUCCACCUUGUAUUUUUACGUAGCUGAACGCAGGAAGUUGUCUUUCGAGUGCCCUUAUCUUUGAAAAAGUGACGGGAAGCCUCUCACUGCUCCUGGGGGGUCAGUUAAGUCGACGUAAUGAUUUUUGGUACACAGUGUUUCAGCAUUUUUGAAGUGCGUACACUUGAGCGUGUCAGUGUCUGAGUGUGUGUGUGUGUGUCUAAGUGUGCACUCGUAUCAUUUUUCUUUUCUUGCAAAGACUUCAUUAUGUCAGUUUAAAAAAAAAAAACAACAAAAAACUUUUUUCCUGUUGGUAUAAUGAAACCGUGUUUUAGCUUGCUAAUGUAGUAAAGAGCAUGUGGAAGAUGGGGAAAGGUAGGAAAUGGUAAUUUUUGUCAGUGACUGUAACCCCUCUGUCUUUUUCCAGACGUUAGAGACCAAGCCUGCACUGAAGAAAUUCACAAAAUUCAAGCUUGAUGUGUAGUCAGUAGUCCUACUGCCCCUACCCUCUUCUUAACCGAGAAGGAGAACAAAAAAUAAAUAAAACAGAAUGUCGAGACUAAAAAAAAAAAGUUUUUGUCUCCCCACACGCCAGAGCCAGGACUGUAGCUCUUGUGGUGUUUUAGGAGGACGUGAGCGCCGCAGCGCAGUAAAGCUGUGGUCAUCAGCUCAGACAUUAAUAGAGCGAGUCCGGCGAACUCUUGAUUAGCAGUUUUGGUCCGCUGAAGGCCUGACCGCGUGACUGUCUGUGUGACUGUGUGUAAGGGAGUGCGAGCUCGAGAGGUGACCACUGUUGAUGUACAGUACAAUGUCUGAUGAUGAUGAUGCUUAUGUACACAGUAUCAUAUGCUGGAGAUGUACACAACCACGUGCUGGGAAUAAAUGAUUUCAUAACUUUG